AUGUUGUUUAUUCACUUUGCAAAUGUGUAUCUGUCGGACCUGACGGAGGAGGACCCCUGCUCUCUGUACCUCAUAAACUUCCUGCUGGACGCCUCGUUGGGGAUGUUGCUGAUCUACGGCGGGGUGCGAGCCGUCAGUGCCGUGGUGGAGUGGAGGCAGUGGGAGUCGCUGCGCUUUGGAGAAUAUGGGGAGCCGGUCCAGUGUGCAGCGUGGCUGGGGCAGUGUAUCUUCUACAUCCUCAUCAUGAUGUUUGAGAAAGUGAUGAUUAUGUUGGUUCUGCUCAUUCCUCAGUGGAAACAGUUGGCGGUUCUGAACCCGAUCCAGAACCCGGACCUGGAGCUGGCCCUGGUCAUGCUCAUCGUGCCCUUCUUUGUCAAUGCUUUGAUGUUUUGGGUGGUGGAUAACUUUCUGAUGAAGAAGAGCAGAACAAAAGCAAAGUUGGAGGAAAGGGACGAAGAGUGUCGUGGAAAUGGAAAAGUGCGUUACAGACGAGCGCUGUCGCACGACGACUCGGAGUCAGAGAUCCUCUUCUCAGCCGACGAUGAGAUGGAUGAAUCAGAAGAGGAUGAUGUCCGCCGCCUCACUGGCCUAAAGACCGUUAAAAAAAAGAAACAUCGUUUGGGAAUCCCAGUUUAA
Molecule: messenger RNA, 636 nt
Organism: Knipowitschia caucasica
Lineage: Eukaryota; Metazoa; Chordata; Actinopteri; Gobiiformes; Gobiidae
Source: the annotation of a GenBank genome assembly